Messenger RNA from Serendipita indica DSM 11827, 648 nucleotides. The record is from the annotation of a GenBank genome assembly. Lineage: Eukaryota; Fungi; Basidiomycota; Agaricomycetes; Sebacinales; Serendipitaceae.
AUGGCCUCCAACGAGCAAGCUUUCCGCUCCCAGCUCUCUCAAUUCCGAUGGGCACGCGGAUCUACAAACGAUUCGCGACCAGCAGCGACAAACGCAGCGGCCAACAACAACAGCGGCGGCUUCUUCUCGCGGACAUAUAACACAAUAUCUACCACAGCGAGCGGAUAUAUUCCUCUACGGAGUAAUGAGCGUACAAAUGAGGAAGAGGCCAUGUUUGCGCUCUCGAGAUGGGAACGACUCGUUGGAUUCAUUAUGUGCAUCCUCGGCGCUGCUGCUUGUUUUGCUAUUGCAUUUUUCAUCCAUUUGCCCUUCUUUGCACUUCGUCCAGCAAAAUUCGCUACUUCCAUAACACUGGGCAGCAUACUCGUCAUGCUAGGAUUUAUGAUUCUUAUUGGCCCAAUGAACCAAAUCAAACACUUAAUCUCACCAGAACGUCUCCCCUUCUCCGCAGCAUACAUUGGCUCGCUAGUACUCACAAUCUACUUUUCCAUGGUCAACCCUUCCUACAUUGGUGCCAUCGUGGCCGCAGUCGUCCAAGUCGGCGCACUCCUUUCGUACAUCGCCGCCUACUUUCCCGGUGGAAUCCAGACCCUCAAAUUCGGUGCACAAAUGAUUAUGCGUGGCGCAGGCAACAUUCUCCCCGUCUGA